Molecule: messenger RNA, 1947 nt
Organism: Colletotrichum truncatum
Lineage: Eukaryota; Fungi; Ascomycota; Sordariomycetes; Glomerellales; Glomerellaceae
Product: autophagy-related protein 28
Source: RefSeq, a predicted model, not a curated record
AUGGCCCCAGAUUCCCCCAGAUUUCUUGAUCGACUCUCGCUGAGCCGAAACAAGUCGCCUAUUUUACCCCUUCACACCUCACACGAGCGACGUGCGAACGACUACGAUCUCGACGAGCUAUCUCCAAGACCCGAUGACGCUCUGUUGCCAGGAACGCCGAGAACGCUGGCCAGAAUGUCCAGAAUACGUUCCCCAUCUCCUGCAGAUCCUUGGGAUGACGAUCCAUUGAGUCCGGCUGGCUCCGUCUCGAAAAUGAAACCAAAGGCAAUGUUUACCGGUCCACCUCCACCCAUAGCAGCCUCUAUAUUGGUUCAGCCUGCUUCGCAAGGAAGGCGUGAUUCCCGAGAAGGGUCAAGAUCAAGUCAUAGUGGCCACGAUACUAGGGGGUUGGCAUCCAGCCGCGUUACGUUUGGAAGUAUUCUAUUUGAUCAGAAUUCGCAUACCUCGAGCUUAUCCCGCGUUGACUCGACAUGGCGCAGUCUACAACAUCGUGAGCGAGUGCUUCAGAAAGAGGUGCAGAAUUUGCUCGACAUGCAGGCUACAGGGCUAUCACCUGGCGGCGGACCCCUUGAUGCCUCAAUGUCAACUGGGCUUGACACAUGGAGUGACUCGGGGAGCAGUACACCGACGGGGACAUUUUAUUCUACCGCAACGUCCAAGUCGCGAAUGAUGGCAUCACUAGACACUCCUGUACGCGCAACAGCUCGUGGUGAUAUCAUACCUGUCCGGCAACCCAAGUCUUCCGGUCCACAAGGACUUCGAACUGCGCGAAACGGGCUGCGGCGCUCUUUGGCGGCUUUGACCGACUUGAAAACCGAGGAAAACGACUACAUAGAGUUGGCAGUGUCUCAACGUCAGAAGGCCCUCUCCUACUUGAACAAGCUGGAUACGCGCCAAACGAGCAUCUCAGCGGAGCUUCAUAGCUUAGCAGACGAUAAGGAGGAGCCGCUGGCGAAGGAGCUUCAGGUCCUUGGAGAGCAGCAUUCAUCCUUGGGUCAGGAGAUUCGUGAGCUCGAGGAGAAACUUGUUGGGAUGAGGAACCGUCACCGGUGGCUUGAGCGUAAAAUGGAGGAUGUCCACAAUCGCCGAGAGGCAGGAUUAAGCGGAUACAGAGGUGCACUGAAGGAAGUUGAGGGAGAGGUAGCUUCAUUGCUUCGUCGACCCCCUAUCGAGCCGCUGGACCCGGACGUUGUGGAUGUUGUGUUGCGUGGCGAGCCUGCGACUAUGAGCGACACGAAAGAUCUGCCUGGGGGUGCCGAAUUCUUCCGCAUGAUACCCGCACGACGCACUCUGAGCAUGGCGAGAGACUGGUGGGAAAGUGAACUGGACCUUUUACAGAAGCGAAAGGCACAGGUCGACAAGGAUCGUGAGGCGCUCGAUCAAGGGGCAGCAUUGUGGCAGGAAACAAUCAAUCUCGUCACGACUUUUGAAAAGGACUUGCGUAAAUCGUUAGGCGGCGAUGCCACGUCCAAAGGUAAACAGACUCCACGGACGCAGCAAGAAGCUGCCGAAUCGAUGCUACCUAGGAUGGGCGAGGCCAUCUUGGAACUUGAGGAACAUUUGCGGACUGCAGAGCAGAAUAGCUGGAAUCUCCUAAUCUGCGCAAUAGGAGCCGAGCUCGAAGCAUUUAGGGAAGCUGCGCGCCUGCUCCAGAGCAGUCUUCCACAGCCUAAGGCUCAUGUCGACAGUGUUGAGGAGCCUUGGUCGAAUGGAGACGGUCAAAAGGAACCUGCACAUAAGGAUGUUGUCGAAACGAGUUCAGUAGGAAGCCAUCCCGAAGAGAGUGACAACGAGGUCCCGCCUGAUUUGCUGUUCUCACGCCUAGAAGAGCAUGAGGAGACACACACUGCCAUCGAGAAAACUCUCGCUUCGUCAAGGCGAGAUAGUGACAACGAGGUGCCACCGGAAUUCUUGGCAGAGCACAGCAACGAGAGCAGUCUGGACUGA